UCCGGAGUCUUCCCAGCCGUUCCUGGCUGUUGGUGGUGGCGUUUCAGUGUCUCGUCCUGGUUAUGGCCGCUGCUGUCGCCAUGGAGACAGAUGAUGCUGGAAAUCGACUCCGGUUUCAGCUGGAGUUGGAAUUUGUGCAGUGUUUAGCCAACCCAAAUUACCUUAAUUUUCUUGCCCAAAGAGGUUACUUCAAAGACAAAGCUUUUGUUAAUUAUCUUAAAUACUUACUUUACUGGAAAGAACCAGAAUAUGCCAAGUAUCUAAAGUAUCCUCAGUGUUUGCACAUGCUGGAACUGCUCCAGUAUGAACACUUCCGUAAGGAGCUGGUGAAUGCGCAGUGUGCGAAAUUUAUUGACGAGCAGCAGAUUCUGCACUGGCAGCACUACUCCCGGAAGCGGAUGCGUCUGCAGCAAGCCCUGGCAGAGCAGCAACAGCAAAAUAAUGCAUCUGGAAAAUGAGCUGCGGACAGAGAGCAGGCUCUUCAGACAUGUACAUCAUGUGUUUCUUUGUACAGUGAAGGCAGACAGACUCUCUCUCUUCACCAUUAUUGUUGUGGCCCCCGACUCCUUUAGUGUGCUAUUUAUAUUUAAAUCCAACUGACUUUUUGUUAAUAAGAUGUUUUGUGCAACCACAGUA
Echinops telfairi (small Madagascar hedgehog) is the source of this 636-nucleotide messenger RNA. It is a transcript of the gene MED31, whose product is annotated as mediator complex subunit 31. Gene Ontology annotation, molecular function: transcription coregulator activity. The coding region runs from base 63 to 458 and encodes 131 amino acids. Gene Ontology annotation, cellular component: mediator complex; core mediator complex. The transcript is spliced from 4 exons. Lineage: Eukaryota; Metazoa; Chordata; Mammalia; Afrosoricida; Tenrecidae. The record is from RefSeq and is a predicted model, not a curated record. Gene Ontology annotation, biological process: regulation of transcription by RNA polymerase II.